AUGGCCCAGGAGGCGGCGAGAGAAGCCGCGGACAAGGAGGGCGCCGGGCACACUGCGGGUCGCUGCCAGCCCCGCCGCGGGGGGCCACUGUCCGUGCGCUCCGCCCGGGGCAGAGGCGGGGCCUGGAGGGGCGGGGCGGGCGCAGGUCCCCCGGGGAAGGCAGACCCCGCCCCGGCUGGACGCCCCGCCCCCCACGCCCGGGCGCCGCGCGCCCACCUGCAGGUCGGGCUGGGAGCCGCUUCACCUGCGCGGUUCAGGGGUACCCGCCCUGCGCCGGGCCACUCGCCCCGCUUGCUCCUGCGCGCACCUGCUCCGCGCACGUGCUUCCCUGUACCCCGAAGCCUGUCCGCCCUGCUAGGCUUUAGGGAUCCUUUUGCACUGACGUUCUGCCCUCUGAGUCUCUCGGGGAAGGAGCUGGGAGACCAGCGGCAGAGAGGGCCCCUGGGACGCUGGGAUCCUGUGUCCCACAGAGAAACAGCCCUGCAGAUGGCCCAGGGAUCCUGUCCUGGCAGCCCCCCGGAUGUGGGGGAUGGGUGGGGGCCAGGCCUGUGUCGCUGUGAAGUCGACUUCGGAGGAUCUGGGAAGAAGCGAGGCAAGUUGGUGAAGGUGCCAAGCAACGUGGCUCCCUCGAUGCUCUUUGAUCUUCUGCUCACUGAAUGGCACCUGCCAGCUCCCAACCUGGUGGUGUCCCUAGUGGGUGAGGAGCGGCCUUUUGCCAUGAAGUCCUGGCUGAGGGAUAUCUUGCGUAAGGGGCUAGUAAAGGCAGCCCAGAGCACAGGUGCCUGGAUUCUGACCAGUGCCCUCCGCAUGGGCUUGGCCCGGCACAUAGGACAGGCUGUGCGUGACCACUCACUGGCCAGUACGUCUACCAAGGUCCGCAUGGUGGCCAUUGGCAUGGCCUCACUGGGCCGUGUCCUUCACCGCCGGCUUUUGGAUGAUGUCAAGGAAGAUACCCCCAUCCAAUACCCCGCGGAGGACAGUGGCAGCCAGGGCCCCCUCUGCCCUCUGGAUAGCAAUCUCUCCCACUUCAUCCUGGUGGAGUCUGGCGGGCCUGGGAGCAGGGACGGGCUGGCGGAGCUGCGGCUGCGGCUGGAGAAACACAUCUCGCAGCAGAGGACGGGCUAUGGGGGUACAAGCAGCAUCCAGAUACCGGUCCUUUGCCUGCUGGUCAAUGGAGACCCCGGUGCCCUGGAGAGGAUUUCCAGGGCCGUGGAACAGGCCACCCCAUGGCUGAUCCUGGCAGGCUCGGGGGGCAUUGCCGACGUGCUCGCCGCCCUGGUGAACCAGCCACAUCUCCUGGUGCCCCAGGUGGCUGAGAAGCAGUUCAGAGAGAAGUUCCCCGGAGAGCCGUUCUCCCAGGAAGCCAUUCUGCACUGGACGGAACUGAUGCAGAAUAUCGCCGCCCACCCUCACCUGCUCACUGUGUACGACUUUGAACGAGAGGGCUCUGAGAGCCUGGAUACUGUCAUUCUCAAGGCGCUGGUGAAAGCCUGUAAGAGCCACAGCCAAGAGGCCCAAGACUACCUGGAUGAGCUCAAGCUGGCGGUGGCCUGGGACCGCGUGGACAUCGCCAAGAGCGAGAUCUUCAGCGGGGAAGUGGAGUGGAAGUCCUGUGACCUGGAGGAGGUGAUGACCGACGCCCUGGUGAGUGACAAGCCGGAGUUCGUGCGCCUCUUCGUGGACAGCGGCGCAGACAUGGCCGACUUCUUGACUUACGGGCGGCUGCAGCAGCUCUACUGCUCCGUGUCGCCCAAGAGCCUGCUCUUCAGCCUGCUGCAACGCAAGCACGAGGAAGGCCGGCUGACACUGGCCGGCCUGGGCGCCCAGCAGGCCCGUGAGCUGCCUGCCGGGCCAUCCGCCUUCUCGCUGCACGAGGUGUCCCGCGUGCUCAAGGACUUCCUGCACGAUGCCUGCCGAGGCUUCUACCAGGAUGGGCUCAGGCUGGAUGACACAGGGGCAGCCAAGCGGCCCACGGGCCAUAAGUGGCUAGUUGACCUCAACCGCAAGAGCAAGGACCCCUGGAGAGACUUGUUUCUGUGGGCUGUACUGCAAAACCGCCAUGAGAUGGCCACCUAUUUCUGGACAAUGGGCCAAGAGGGUGUGGCCGCCGCUCUGGCAGCAUGCAAAAUCAUCAAGGAAAUGUCUCACCUGGAGACGGAGGCCGAGGUGGCCCGCACCAUGCGCGAGGCCAAGUAUGAGCAGCUGGCCCUAGACCUCUUCUCCGAGUGCUACCGUAACAGUGAGGACCGCGCCUUCGCCCUGCUGGUGCGCCGCAACCACAGCUGGAGCAGGACCACGUGCCUGCACCUAGCUACUGAGGCCGACGCCAAGGCCUUUUUUGCCCAUGAUGGUGUGCAGGCAUUUCUGACCAAGAUCUGGUGGGGGGACAUGGCCACAGGCACACCCAUCCUGCGGCUGCUGGGCGCCUUCAUCUGCCCAGCCCUCAUCUAUACCAACCUCAUCACUUUCAGUGAUGAUGUCCCACCAAGGACAGACCUGGAGGACCUGCAGGAGCCGGACAGCCUGGAUGCAGAGUGGAGCCUCCUAUACAGCACGGGUGGCCAGGUGGAGAAGCUGAUGGAGGCUCCAAGGGCUCAAGGAGCCCAAAGCCCACAAGCCACCUUCCUGCUUACACGCUGGCGCAAGUUCUGGGGGGCACCUGUGACCGUGUUCCUGGGGAACGUGGUCAUGUACUUUGCGUUCCUCUUCCUCUUCACCUACGUCCUGCUGGUGGACUUCAGGCCGCCUCCCCAGGGGCCGUCGGGGUCUGAGGUCACGCUGUACUUCUGGGUGUUCACACUGGUGCUAGAGGAAAUCCGACAGGGCUUCUUUACGGAUGAGGACACGCACUUGGUGAAGAAGUUCACUCUCUAUGUGGAGGACAACUGGAACAAGUGCGACAUGGUGGCCAUCUUCCUCUUCAUCCUUGGCGUCACCUGCAGGAUGCUGCCUUCAGUGUUUGAGGCUGGCCGCACCGUCCUUGCCAUUGACUUCAUGGUGUUCACGCUUCGACUCAUCCAUAUCUUUGCCAUCCAUAAGCAGCUGGGCCCCAAGAUCAUCAUCGUGGAACGGAUGAUGAAGGAUGUUUUCUUCUUCCUCUUCUUCCUGAGCGUGUGGCUUGUGGCCUAUGGUGUGACCACGCAGGCCCUGCUGCACCCACACGACGGCCGUCUGGAAUGGAUCUUCCGCCGCGUGCUGUACCGGCCAUAUCUGCAGAUCUUUGGACAGAUCCCCCUGGACGAGAUUGAUGAGGCCCGUGUGAAUUGCUCCCGCCAUCCCUUGCUGCUGGAAGGCUCACCCUCCUGCCCCAACCUCUAUGCUAAUUGGCUGGUCAUUCUCUUGCUGGUCACCUUCCUGCUGGUCACCAAUGUGCUACUCAUGAACCUGCUGAUUGCCAUGUUCAGCUACACAUUCCAAGUGGUGCAGGGCAAUGCUGACAUGUUCUGGAAAUUCCAACGCUACCACCUCAUCGUGGAGUACCAUGGGCGCCCGGCCCUGGCGCCCCCGUUCAUCCUCCUCAGCCACCUGAGCCUGGUGCUCAAGCGGGCCUUCAGGAAGGAAGCCCAGCACAAACGCCAGCACCUGGAGAGAGACCUGCCUGAUCCCCUAGACCAGAAGAUCGUCACCUGGGAGACGGUCCAGAAGGAAAACUUCCUGAGUGAUGUGGAGAAGAGGAAGAGAGAUAGUGAGGGGGAGAUGCUGAGGAAAACUGCACACAGAGUGGACUUGGUUGCCAAGUACCUUGGGGGGCUCAGGGAGCAGGACAAGAGGAUCAAGUGUCUGGAAUCACAGGCCAACUACUGCACACUGCUCCUCUCCUCCAUGGCCGACACACUAGCUCCUGGCAGCGCGUACAAGGACCCUCAGAACUGCGGGCACAGAAGCCAGCUGGCCCCAGAUGCUGACAGGGAGCAUCCAGAGGCCGACCAGCCACCCUCAGACGUCUAACACCAAGGACUCACCUGUCCUGGAACCCCAAG
Molecule: messenger RNA, 3980 nt
Organism: Jaculus jaculus (lesser Egyptian jerboa)
Lineage: Eukaryota; Metazoa; Chordata; Mammalia; Rodentia; Dipodidae
Gene: Trpm5
Product: transient receptor potential cation channel subfamily M member 5
Exons: 25
Coding region: 1-3948 (1315 amino acids)
Biological process (GO): calcium ion transmembrane transport
Cellular component (GO): membrane
Molecular function (GO): ligand-gated calcium channel activity; calcium-activated cation channel activity
Source: RefSeq, a predicted model, not a curated record